GGGAAAAAUCGGCAAAAUUCACUUCACUUCUUCUCGGCUGUGUGAGAGGAGGAAUCAGACAAGCAAAACCUAAUCCAAUUCGAUUUUCACAAUCUUCAAAAUUCGAAUCUGGUUAAGCUCUCAUUCUCAAUCUGGUGAAUUAGGGUUUCUAUUGAAGCUGAAACGAUGGGUGUUGUUGUACCCACCGAAUCAGAAAAACCCUAAGCUGCUUUCAAAUGGGUAAACCCGAGGAUGACGGAAACCUCCGCGCCGGAGAAGAAGCUCUCGGCGAUUCCACGGCGAGAAAUGCUCCUCCUCCUCCUCCUAAUCGUUGUUGUGGGUGUUUGAAAUGGAUCUCAGGGUUUGUUGGGUGUAAAUGUCUCUUCGUGUUGCUUCUCUCCGUCUCCUUGUUUCUCUCCGCUUUGUUUCUGUUGCUUCCUUUUGGGGGCGUGGAUCGUGUGGAUUCGUAUCUCGAUCCCAGAUUUAAAGGUCAUGCUGUAGUAGCGAGUUUUAGCCUGAAUAGACCAGAAUCUUUCCUUAAAGAAAAACUUGCGAAGCUUCAGGAUGACAUCUUCCAAGAGAUGAGCUACAUUUCCAUCAACGUAACUAUCCUGGCUCUUGAGUCACAGGGACUGAACAUAACAAAGGUUGUGUUUGGAAUUGACCAUGAUACAGCAUACAGAGAGAUAUUACCUAUGUCUUUGAGUACUAUCAAAGGGAUGUUUGAAUCGGUGCUCAUAAACCAAUCCACUCUUCAGCUUACUAAACCCUUGUUUGGGGAAACCUUUCUUUUUGAAGUUCUAAAGUUUCCUGGAGGGAUCACUGUGAUUCCGCCGCAAAGUGUUUUCCCUCUACAGAAGUUCAAGCUUUCUUUCAACUUUACACUAAACUACUCUAUUCAUCAGAUUCAGAUAAACUUCAAUACCCUUGCUAUGCAGCUCAAGAAUGGCCUGAAUCUCGCACCGUAUGAGAAUUUGUACGUAACCUUAUCAAACUCAGAGGGUUCCACGGUGUUUCCCCCUACAACUGUUCACUCAUCGGUUUUGUUAAGAGUCGGGACUUCAAAUCCAAACCCAAGAUUGAAGCAACUGACGGAUACCAUCACGGGUUCACGCUCGAAAAACCUUGGUUUGAAUAAUACCAUUUUUGGUAAGGUCAAGCAAGUUCGUUUAUCGUCUUUCUUGCCGAACAGCAGUGAUAGCAGCUCCAAAUCCCCAUCACCUUCACCUUCUCCCCAUUCCAACCAUCACCAUCACCACCACCACCACAGCCAUCAUCACCAUCAUCAUCACCACCACCACCAUCAUCAUCAUCAUCAGCUUAGCCCAAACAUGGCUCCCGAUAUUUCACCUGUGGCUUCUCCUGUCCCUCAGAGGAACCCUAGAGCUAGAAGAGCUCCAUCUGCACUUCCACCCUGCAACUCAGGGAAUAGAAAAGGACAAAGAGUACAUUUCAGGGAUAAACACUUGCAUUUUGCAUCUACACCUACUCCUACGCCUUCUCCUUCCCCUGCAUCACAUCGUUCUCCUCGCUAUUCUGCUCAGCCACCACAUGCAUCACAUCAUUCUCCUCGCUAUUCUGCUCAGCCACCACAUGCGUCACAUCCUAUUCCUCGCUAUUCUGCUCGACCACCACAUCAUAAGCUGCAUUCACCGGCCCCAAUUCCUGCAGUUAAGCCUCGUAUAGUUCCAGUCUCUGCCCCUCUACCUCAUGUGGUGUUUGCCCAUCAAGCUCAACCACCGAAACCCAAACCAAGUGAACAGCAGCAUGCAAACGAAGUUGCUCAUCCUCAACCGCAGACCUCUUCAUCUAAUUUGAACUUACCAGCUAUACCAUGGAUUGUUCUACUCAUGCUGAUAGCUCCCUGGCUUCGUGAAUAAUGGCAUUAACAUGUCUAGUACAUUGUAUCAGAACCUCCUCCUCUCCCUCGACCGGAUACUCAAAACUUAAGUGUAUAAAGAGUUGUUAUAGAAUGUUGCUGCACAAAAGUGUGCAGCCUUCUACUUUAUGCUCUAAGAGCUUUUUGUAUAUUAUGCUUCUGAAAUGAAAAGUUCGGUAAAGCAAGG
This is a messenger RNA of Eruca vesicaria subsp. sativa (arugula), 2045 nucleotides long. The record is from the annotation of a GenBank genome assembly. Lineage: Eukaryota; Viridiplantae; Streptophyta; Magnoliopsida; Brassicales; Brassicaceae.